Molecule: messenger RNA, 3758 nt
Organism: Paramacrobiotus metropolitanus
Lineage: Eukaryota; Metazoa; Tardigrada; Eutardigrada; Parachela; Macrobiotidae
Product: isoleucine--tRNA ligase, mitochondrial-like
Exons: 5
Coding region: 696-3683 (995 amino acids)
Biological process (GO): isoleucyl-tRNA aminoacylation
Cellular component (GO): cytosol
Molecular function (GO): isoleucine-tRNA ligase activity; aminoacyl-tRNA deacylase activity; ATP binding
Source: RefSeq, a predicted model, not a curated record
GUGUUCCAAGUAAUUCCGUUGGGUGACCAAAUCGUAUCACCGCUCACGCUCUCGGCUGCUGUGCUUGAGUCUGUUGCAGGUAACACCAGAACAUCUGACCGUCUCCUGAAGCAUCCAUGUCCUAUCAAACCGGCUCCAACAACCAUUUGUGGUAGAACAGUUCCAGUCACCCAUGAAUCAUAUCUCAACAGACUCGUGUCCGUCUGGAAUGACCUUCCGCUACAAUCCAUUGCCCUAGAGGGGGCAAUCGCCUCGUUGCAAGGACAAUAAACUUCACUUCACUUCACUUCACUUACAAGAAGACCAGGAAAACAGACAGCAGUCAACAGCCCGCAACCGAAACCAGCUGAUCAUCCCAGAAAAUCGCGUUUAUCCAAAAUCCGCAUCGUAGUGCACGCUGAGAAUCGCCUGCGCAUCCAGAAAAGGACGCCCGCCCGUUACGUAUGUUACGUGAUGGCUUAUUUUGGCUUGCAUGUUUUUUGGCAUCGGUGUUUAUUAGUAAGUUUAGUACUGUGCCUUUGUUUUGUUUCUUUUUUGAUUAUUUUGCAACUUGCUGCUUCUGUUAAGUGCAUUUCGAAGUUUUCAACAUCAUUUUUAUUCGCUACAAAUUUCUGUGAACUGCACGACUUGCAGUUUGAAUUCAGCCGUUUUCUGCAUGUUGGUAAGUUGAUGACUCAACGAUUCCUUGAUUCGGCAUGAUCGCAACUGCUGCCGCAGUGUUCCCGAGACUGUGUAUAAUUCGUACGUGCAGACCUGGAAUACGACAUGCCAGCUCAAAAACCAAACCGAAGCCGAAGAACGACGACUCUGGCUCUAAAAAGAAAUACUCCUCCACCGUCAUCUUGCCAAAGACGACUUUUCCGAGACGGAUUGCGGAUGGCGAACCACGUGUAGCUCUUGAUGAGAGUAUUCGCGUAUCCGCCAAGUUUGAUGAUUUAUACACUCACUUGCAAACUGUGCGCGCUGAUCGGCCGGAAUUUAUCCUGCACGAUGGGCCACCGUACGCUAACGGCGACUUGCAUGUGGGCCAUGCCGUCAACAAGAUUCUUAAAGAUAUUACUAACCGAUACAAAAUCUUGAAAGGAUUCCGAGUGGAUUAUCAGCCCGGCUGGGAUUGCCAUGGAUUGCCCAUUGAAUUGAAGGCGUUGCAACGGCUAAAAAUCAAAGAUGGCAAAAAGGAGCCUCUGCGAGUGCGCACGGAGGCGGAGAAGGUGGUGGAAGAGUAUUCGGGAAUUCAGCGGGAUGGAUUCCGCCGCUGGGGUGUUGUUGCUGAUUGGAGCAGCGGAAAGAACACGUACUUUACACGCGAUCGUGCGUACGAGGCCAAACAGAUCGAGUUAUUUUGGAAUUUAUUUAAAGAAAAGCUAAUCUACAGGGAUCUAAAACCAGUGUACUGGUCACCGUCUUCCCAAAGUUCUUUGGCGGAAGCGGAAUUAGAGUACAAUAAUAACCACAAAAGCACCGCCGUCUAUGCUGCUUUCAAACUGAUGAAAAAGCCGGAGUUAAUUCAACUUUCCAGCGAAGAAGAGAAAUUACCAUGGUAUGCGGUUAUUUGGACAACCACUCCGUGGAGUCUUCCCGGCAACCAAGCCAUCGCAUUCAAUCCUAACGUCUCAUAUGUAUUGGCUGUCUCAACAAGCCCUGAAAAACCGGGAGUUUUUCUUUUUGCGGAGAACUUCAUCGACCGUUGCUCGGAAUUGACUGGGUUGCAAUUCAAGAAGAAAGGAUUUUUUCCGGGUGGAUAUUUGCGGAGCGCAACAUACGCGCACCCGUUGUACGAAUCCAAGGAAUGCCCAUUCCUUCCAGGAGAUUACGUAUCAGCCGAAAAAGGCUCCGGCCUCGUGCAUACAGCCCCCGCGCAUGGGCACGACGACUACCUGCUAGGGCUGGCAAACAAGUUGGAUACAUCCGUUUGUUACGUGGAUGAGGACGGUAAAUUUACACCUUCGGCAGGAUUUGACUUGCCAGGGCUUGAUGCUCUCACCGAAGGGACCAGUGCUGUUAUUUAUCACUUGAAUUCUCGAGGACUGCUUUUGCAUUGUGACGAUGAAUUUGUGCAUUCGUAUCCCUAUGACUGGCGCACCAAGAAGCCUGUAAUUCUCCGUGCCAGUGACCAGUGGUUUGUUGAUGUGGAAAAACUUAGAGACGCUGCAGUAGAAGCUCUGGGGAAAGUGGAAUUUAAUCCUAGCAAUGGUAUGGAUUAUAUGAAGCAGCAACUGCAGCAAAGGCCGUAUUGGUGUAUAUCUAGGCAGCGCGUGUGGGGCGUUCCCAUCCCAGUGUUUUAUGAUGAGACGAACAAGUCAUUAAUCAGUAAGGACAGUAUUGAGCACAUUAGGACUGUGAUAGCCGAAGAAGGUUCGGGUGCGUGGUGGAACCGCGAUGUACCCAGUCUGCUUCCAGAGCCAGUUAGAUGUUCGCUGGGACUUCUACCGGAUGCAGCUGUGCGCAAAGGCACGGAUAUUCUCGAUAUAUGGUUCGAAAGCGGAACUUCGUGGGCUUGUGUGUUAGGAAAUAAGAAGGUGGCAGACCUGUAUCUGGAAGGGCAUGAUCAGUAUGGUGCAUGGUUUCAGACGUCACUAUUGACCAGCGUUGCACUACGAAAUAUUGCACCGUAUAAGAAAAUAUUUGUGCAUGGCUUUGCGUUGGACGAAAAAGGAAGGAAAAUGUCCAAAUCGCUUGGAAAUGUGAUACACCCGGAUUCAGUUGUACAGAAAUACGGUGCUGAUGCUCUUCGGAUUUGGGUUGCGCAGUUUGCUACUGGUUCUACAAAUAUUUUGUUUGGUCCGAAACUUGUGGAUAGCGUAGUGGAAAAUAUUGCUAAAUGGCGCAGCAUCUUCAGCUUUAUGCUUGGAUGCCUGCAUGGAUAUAAUCCAGCGACGAACAGCCUUCCUUUUGAGCAGCUGUGCCUUACUGACCGCUACAUGCUCCUAAAAACGCACAAAUUUGUUUCAGACAUCGACCAGCAUUACCGGAACAUGGAAUACAAUAAAGUCAUCAUAGACUUUAUUGCUUUUGUAAGCGUCAGUGUUUCGGCAUUUUACUGCACUGUGAUCAAAGACCGCUUGUACUGCGAACCACACAAUAGCGUCAAGCGCCGAUCGGCUUUGACGACUUUGCAUUAUGUGCUGGAAAGCUUACUCCUUGUGAUUGCUCCCAUUGCACCGUAUUUAACAGAAGAGGUGAACAGUUAUCUGGAAUCAUCAAACAAGACUUUUGGAAACUUUUUCGCGGAUAACGUAUGGAAGGAUGCGACUGUGUCGGUACAAGACGAGACCGCAGUACUUCGUAUGUUCGACGUGCUUGAGGAAAUACGGAACUCGGUCAAUCAACAGUUUACGGGAGAACAUUUGCUGAAAUUGAAUUUACGAUUUAUGCUGACACCCGAUGUCUUUCAACUGCUGGCGCCUUUUUGCGACGAGAAAGCUUCUCAGGAAAUGGCAGAUUUUUUCGGAGUUUCUAUGGUGCAUAUAGAGCAGUGGAGAAAUGUUAAUUCAUUGGAAGAUUCUCGCUUUGAUGUCUCAGGAGAGAUAAAGAGUAAUGGAAUUACCGGACGUUUCGGUGUUUCUCGUAUAAAUGUGGAAAAGCGGCCAUGCGGUCGUUGUCGGAAGUUUUUGCUGGACAAAGUUGAGCAAGAUCUAUGUGAACGGUGUAUUGGUGUUAUCGGUGACAACUGGAGUGUUUAACUCAUUUUGUGAUGUUGCAAUCACAUUGGAAACCAGACUGUUUUUUGAGAUGUUACAUGAAAUAAAAAUGGUGAA